This is a messenger RNA of Salvelinus namaycush (lake trout), 5635 nucleotides long. Its product is annotated as protein TASOR-like. Bases 98 to 5635 code for a protein of 1845 amino acids. The transcript has 20 exons. The record is from RefSeq and is a predicted model, not a curated record. NCBI's taxonomy places the organism in Eukaryota, Metazoa, Chordata, Actinopteri, Salmoniformes, Salmonidae. Gene Ontology annotation, biological process: protein localization to heterochromatin; negative regulation of gene expression, epigenetic. Gene Ontology annotation, cellular component: nucleoplasm; heterochromatin. Gene Ontology annotation, molecular function: chromatin binding.
UUCACAAUGGCGGAGGCAGGGUGAGGAGUAGAGUGUCAGUUAAGUGGCGCAGUAACCAACUACAUUGCCCGCGAAAGACGCUAACGGUGCCCGAAAAAUGGCCCUGAACCCUGAAGUGGAGAGAAAAACUGACAUAGAGUGUCUGAAGACCGGUGAGCUCGACUUGGAGAGCUGCGAUAGCAAGACAAAUUCGUUGUCAGCCGCCAUCUCGGCCACAUCCAACCAAAAUGGCGAUCAGACUGGAUGUGAAGACGGUGUAAUGCCCGAACAAGAAGCCUCUGAGCGGCGGAGGAGCGGGCAGACUGCCGCGAGAAGCUCCGAUAAUUCACCUUUACCCGGCCAGAGACAGGCUGAAGAGUUGCCAAGGAGAAAUUUUCAGAUCCCGAGGAAGAUCAAGGAACGGAAAGGCCUGUACCAGUUUCUGGCCCCUGACUCCCGGGAAUUUGAGGGCCUUGUGAAGAUCCUCUCCUCCUUCUACCUGGAUGCAUCGUCCAGAGGGACAUUCUCCUACUGCAAGGCCAGGCUCAUUCACAAUGAGCUGCUGGAGAAAGAGUUCAUUGAGAAGAGGAGGGAGCUGAAGCAGGAGGGACGUACAGACCCAGAGCUGGUGGAGUCCUACUGCUUCCUGUUCCCAGACAAGUCCAAGCUCCCGUUGAUAUGUGAGAAGGGUCUGUCUGUGGGACACUCCAGGAUCACUACACUAGGAAAUCCUGCUAUGGGUGUUUAUCUGUCCAAAUUCUCUGAUUUGCUUCAAAUGAACCCUUUUGAAGCAGGCACUUGUGGAGACAUUGUCAUAUUUAAAGUCAUGAGGGGCCGGCUGAAGAGCAUCUUUGAGAACAUGCCUAAGAGUGUCCUGGACCCCACACCCAAGUUUGACUGUCACAUCUCCAAGAACGCCACGCGGGUCACCUCAUUGCUCUCGUACAGAGCCUUUGAACUCACGCAGCAGUACUUCUAUGAGUUUGCUUUUGAUGAGAUCAAGCCUCGGCCCAGGCAUGUGUGUCCCUACGCCGUGGUGUCUUUCCAGUACAAAGGCAAGGAGUCUGCUGCUGCACCUAUGGCUGCACACAGGUUCAACAGCACUGUCUGUGAAGGAGGAAGCAAAGGGAGGAGUAGCUACACUGUGUGGAGUGGGCCGCUGGUGAACAAGGGACAGGAGUUGUGCCAGGUGUCUCUACGCUCCUCUACACGCCACUUCCUCCCUUUCAAACUAACGGAGAAGUUGGAGAUGAGUAUGGGGAUGCAGCUGGACCAGGUGAAGAGGAAGAUCCCCUCUGUUCUGUUCUCCUGGGACACCUACAGCAGAACCCGAGAAGUGCUGAAGUGUGGGAUCUACUGCAGCCUGUUUGAGGUGGUGGAUGGGAAGGGUAAAGCGACCAGCAGCACUCUCUCAGGACUCAUACAUAAACUGGAGAGAGAGCGGAUGGUGCUAGUGAAGCCUUUAGUUGAUAAAGGCUUUCUCUUCCUCUUGUCAUCUACUCAGAUGUUCAAUCCCAACGAACGUCGGGGGAGGGUUGAGAAGAGCCUGCAAGCACUAUUUGUCUUUCAGGAGUCCAGGGGAGUCACCAAGUUCACGCCCAGACUGUCAGAGCAGGAGCCCCUGUCAGCUGAGCCCCUGCCCCCCCUCCUGGCCUCCAUGGACCCCUUCAUUCCAGCCCUGCACUACGCCUUGCUCAAGAUGCGCUCCACCCCCGAUAACAAGCACCUCAGCACUGUGGUGGAGCGCCAGGCCCUAGACUACCUGACCAGGAGGGACAGCGGCCGGGCCUUCCUCCUCCCAGAAUACCAACAGAACCUGGACGAGAGGGGCAACGUGCACCCCGCGCCCCGCCCCAAAUCCAACAUGGAGGGCCUGCUGCGUUCCUACCUCCACGGCCUCUCCUCGGCCUACGUCCUUCCCAUUGUCAAGGCCAGGGACAUGAUGGACAGGAUCAACCAGCCCCCGCCUGCACCAGCUCCAACUGUCCCGGACUACAGCCCUGUGUCAGACUGGGGGGGGUCAGGAGGGUCAGACAGACCAGAGAGGGUGGAGAGGCAACCUCUAGAGAGACCAGAGAGCAGCAGGAGGAGAGGGGGGCCGUCCCAGACCCAUUCUAACGGGGCCGCAGCAGGGACAGGGGCUCCGCCCCAGAGGUCCAGGUUGGCCCAGAGUGAGUACGAUAAGGACAAGAUGAAAGAGUUGCUGAAGCUGAUCCAGCUGCAUAAGGCCCUGGUGAAGGAGCCAGGAGGGAAGGAGAGGAACGAGGGGGGUGACGAGGGGGCCUGGGAGGGCCCCCACGGCCUGAAGAGGAAACUAGAGGAGGAUGAAUCAGGGGCCAUGUCUAAAUAUCUACGAGGAGCCCACUUCAGCAAUGGAGAGCCCAGUAGAGCCCAGGGGGAGGAGGUAGAGAACUACAACCUGGCAGCAGUAAUGGAGAGCAUGGGGAUCUAUGACACUGACCUGAGGGACAGGGGAAACACUUCCCAGGCCUCCUCAGCCAACGAGACACAGCGCCUGCUCAAGAUCCUGCUCUCCACCCUCAACAAGGCCAUGGUUCAAGGCGCUGCCGCGGCCCCCGCUGACCUGCCUGACCACGUGGAGCCCUCCACGGAGAACCCCCUGACUGGAGCUCCGGUUGAAGGGCGAGUGGAGCAGGCCCGACAGGACUUCUUUGAGGAGCAGACUGUGUGCAGUCUGACCAGCCCCUUUAGCACUGACUCUCCAGGACAACAGCCACACACCUCAGACAACCCAUCACUCACCUGGGAACUGGCCUCUCACACAGACAAACCUAUCCCCUUCUUUGAAUCUCAGAACGACGGCAACUUUAAGCAGAGGGGAGGUCUGGAGGGGGUAGAGAGAGGUCUGAGAGGGGCUUCUGUGGAGCAGGAGAGGGUAACCAAGGAAGCCUCAAUAGAGAGGGGAGCCAAGGUGGCUUCCUUGGAGAGGGAGAUAGCUCUGAGGGGAGCUUUUCUGGAAGGGGGAGCCAGGGACACCUCCCUAGAGGGGGAAAGCAAGGUGGAGAAGCCAGCCAGGGGUGUUUCCCUGGAGAGGGUAGCCAGGCCGUCCAGCACUCUGGACACUAUCGUAAGCCAGGAGCUCCACUGCCUCUACAACUCCAUCCAGGGCCUCAUGGACAACCAGAAGCUAUACUACAACUCCCAGCUGCCUCCACGGCUGUCCCCACGCCACACCUGGCAGCCCAACAGCUCAUUCUCAGACUUUGUGGCUCCCUAUGUUGUGUCUGUCCCUGUUCAGGGCCACGUCAACACCCUGUGUGAGAGAAUGGGCCGACUAGUCCCCAAACCUCGCCACACAGACUCUGCUAAAACACCUGGGGCUCGUUCUACCUUCCAUGCUCCCUCUGCCACUACCCAUCCUAUUCCCUCUUUCCCUCCCCCGCCCCAUUCCCUCUCCUCCAUGCAUCACCUUCCACCCCCGCCUGCCCUCGUCCACUCUCCUGCCCCUGUCCUCAUCACGUCCCCCACCGCCAAGCCUAUCCCCAAAACCAAAGCACAGCCUCCUCAGGCUAAGAGCUCCUCUUCUUCCCAGAACCGGCCCAAACCGGUCCCGUUCAAACAGACACACAAGAACCCCUCUGCAGCACAGAAGUCCUCCACAGAGAGGAAGUCAGAACCAUCUGCCUCAAAGAGAGAGGUCUACUCUCCCUCCCAGGCCUCAAUGGACUCCUCAGACUCCACCCCAAAACGGCCUAAACAAGAUGCCAUCACAGCCCCCUCUCCCCUUACCCCGGCGUCAGCCGCUGGACUACUGAUUGGCCAGCUGAAGCCUGAGGUGUUCAGCAGCCUGGUGGAGAUCUUCAAGGACGUGCAGAGGAACACGGUCAGAUUCUACAUCCACUCUGGAGAGGAGGAGGAGAGUGACAUCUGUGUGGAGAUCAAGGAGUACUUACUGAGCCUGGGCAACACAGAGUGUAACCCCCAGAUGUUCCUGGAGAAUAACAGCAGUCUGGAUAAGUUGCUCAUCGUCAUUCAGAACGAGGACAUCUCAGCCCACGUCAACAAGAUCCCAGCUCUGGUGUCAUUGAAGAAGCUGUCCACGGUGAGCUUUGCAGGAGUUGACAGUCUGGACGAUGUGAAGAACCACACCUACAACGAGCUCUUCGUCUCUGGAGGAUUCAUAGUGUCUGACGAGUUUGUCCUCAACCCAGACUUCAUAACACACGACCGGUUGCAGGCGUUCCUGCGGUUCCUAGAGGAGCAGAGCUCUCCAGAGAACCCCUGGCAGUGGAAGAUCCACAAUAAGUCCCAGAAGAAACUCAAAGAGCUGGGCAGGUUGAACAGUGAUGCCAUGGCUCUCCUCAACCUGCUGACAGCCUAUCAGAAGAAGCACCUGGUGGAGUUCUUACCUUACCACGAGUGUGAUGCCCAAUCACGUCAGGCCCCUGAUCUGGACUGCCUGGUCAAGCUCCAGGCUAACCACACUCAGCACCGCCACUUUAUCUUCCUCACAGAGAGGCGCUUUGAGAUGUUCAUGCAGUACUCCAGGAACGGCAUAGUGAUCGCCAGCAUUGAUGACAUCAUGACCAGUUUCCACAGCCUGAUUGGCUCCAGAGAUCAGAAACAACUGCCCACACCGCUCUCCACUGUAGUGCAUGAUGAGUGUAUAGAAGAGGAGGAUAUGUCCCUGGACUCUGAUGACGACAGCCACAACCAGGUGAUCGUACAGCAUCCUGCCCAAUCCCAGGAGGGGGUAGCAGCAGGGGGCAUGGGGAACUCAACCCAGCAGCCUCCCUUGCCAGAGUCAGACGAGUUCCGGCCCCCUCUCCCCGACCAGCUCAACACCCCUGGCCGACACACCCCCUCCUCCCUCUCCUACUCCAGCAGAACCCCCAACCUGUCCAACUUCGCUGCUCUCAAAUCUGCCAUCUCCCAGUUCAAAGCCUCCAACCAGAUUGGUAGGGCGGACAUAGGCAGCACUUCGCCAGGAGGGUUUUCUGUCAACCCCCACCAGAGCUUCCUGUGUCCGUCUACCCAGUGGGUGUCCUACUCUGGCUCCUCCGGCUACUGGGUGGGGGUCUCCUCCGGGACCCCCACCCAGCAGGGGGACAGGAGACUCAGUGGGCCCGGGGAGAGCCCAUGGGUGUUAGGAGGAGGAACCCCUAACAGCCAGGGAGGGGCCAGGCCUGGCUCUGUCUCCCAUAGCGGUCUCACCCAAGGUGGGGAGAGGACAGGCACUCCUGGUGGCAGUACCCCUGGAAGUCAGGGGGGCAGGACUCCAGUGAACAGUGUAGAAAGCCUUGGAGCGGGUAUGGCUGUUCCCUCUUUGGCCACCAGGGGGGGCUCAAUAGCUAGGCCCAUGCUGCCCAUCCAUGGAGGGACUGGAGGCAGUCGAGGUGGAGAGGCCAGUGUCCAGCCACACAGCGGUGGUGGCUACGGCUGUUUAGGUGCCAUGCCUGGACAGAUGGGUAUGGGACGCGGCGGCAUGGGACGCGGGGGUAUUGGUCCCAGGUCAUUAGGGGGGUACAGAGGGAGAGGAGCCCCACAGAGAGGCCCCUGGCCCAGGCCGGGAGUGGGACCCGAACGGCCGGAUGGAGGUGGACCCUGCGGACCCUCCUGGGGUUACCCGAAGGGGAGGGGAGGGGGACAAGAUUACUACUCAGAUUACACAUACUCACACAACUACUCCCCCUGA